Molecule: messenger RNA, 3177 nt
Organism: Glycine soja
Lineage: Eukaryota; Viridiplantae; Streptophyta; Magnoliopsida; Fabales; Fabaceae
Product: ankyrin repeat domain-containing protein 13C-like
Exons: 3
Coding region: 713-2782 (689 amino acids)
Cellular component (GO): cytoplasm
Molecular function (GO): protein binding
Source: RefSeq, a predicted model, not a curated record
GAGGACCGAGUCGCGACCGAUUCCUUUUGAGUCGUGUUGUCAUUUGUCAGCAUUAAUGGUCCCAUCCAUCCUCACCCUUCGAUCUCAUCUUUCCCAUUCCAUUCCCACCGUCCGAUCCUUUUCCUCUUUCUCUUCCUAUUUCAAUUUCAAUUUCAAUUCGCGAAUGCGUGUGCGAGUAUGAACUUGUUUGGCUGAACGAAGAACCCUAACCUCUCACCAGCGCAAGCUUCUCCUGCAACCCUCCAGACGAUCAACUGGGAUCCCAACCGCUCUCUCGCCCUCGCCAGGUGCUGAGUGGCUUUAAUUGUAAAUCUUGGCGCUCCAUGUGUGAACCUUUGUUGGGUGGUUUAGGCUCAGACUUGCUUUGUUUGCAGAUUUGAUUGGAUCGGCUUCCUGCAUACUUGGACUCGGGAAUUUGGACCAAAAACAGUUCUCGAAAUCUUGCUUGUUUCUAAGUCGUGUUCUUGUUUCUAAGUCGUUAAUGCCAGUGCAGUGAAGUAAUUUCUGGCAAGUUGAUAGUAGAGGUUCGUUCAUUGUGGCAGGGGAGGGGAGGGUUCGAAUUUGGGCUACAAAUAAACUCGGUUUACCCAUUUUGGUGGCUUUCCCUUUGUCAUUGGAGCCAUGGAAAAUGUUGAUUUGAUUGUCUAAGGCAAGGCCAAGGUAUGAGUGCAGCCUAUGCUGUAUCUGCUUUGUAACUCAAGAUUUACGGACCAUGGAAGCCAAUGGAAUCACUCAUGACAGUAGCCUAGGAGCGGGGAGAAGGGAUAAGAGAGAGGUGGGAGACAAAACGAUGGAAGAUUUAAGUAAAUACGUACACAGCCCUGCUCACUUGGCAGUUGCCAGGCGUGACCAUGCUGCCCUAAGGCACAUUGUUUCUGCCUUGCCUAGGCUUGCUAAGGCUGGUGAGGUCACCACAGAAGUAGAAUCUAUUGCUUCUGAACUUCAAGCUGAUGAGGUCUCUACUGUUAUUGAUUGCCGUGACGUUCCUGGUAGGGAGACUCCUCUUCACCUUGCUGUGCGUCUCCGGGAUCCAGUCUCUGCUGAGAUUUUGAUGGCUGCUGGUGCGGAUUGGAGUCUGCAGAAUGAACAUGGUUGGAGUGCUCUCCAAGAAGCAGUGUGCACCAGAGAGGAAGCGAUUGCCAUGAUUAUUGCACGGCACUAUCAACCUCUGGCUUGGGCUAAAUGGUGUCGUAGACUUCCCCGCAUCGUCGCUUCAGCAUCUCGAAUUCGUGAUUUUUAUAUGGAGAUAAGUUUUCAUUUUGAAAGCUCUGUCAUUCCUUUUAUUGGGCGAAUAGCUCCUUCAGAUACUUAUCGGAUUUGGAAGCGUGGGUCUAAUCUCCGUGCUGAUAUGACCCUUGCUGGUUUUGAUGGCUUACGCAUCCAGCGAUCGGACCAGACUUUUUUGUUCCUCGGUGAGGGCUAUGUUGCAGAGGAGGGUAAUUUUACUCUGCCACCUGGUUCUUUGAUUGCUCUUUCUCAUAAGGAGAAGGAAAUCACGAAUGCUUUGGAAGGAGCUGGUACACAGCCAACAGAGUCUGAAGUUGCUCAUGAAGUUUCCUUGAUGUCUCAGACAAAUAUGUAUAGACCAGGUAUUGAUGUUACUCAGGCUGAACUUGUUCCCCAUUUAAAUUGGAGGCGUCAGGAGAAGACUGAGAUGGUUGGGAAUUGGAAGGCAAAAGUUUAUGACAUGCUUCAUGUGAUGGUUAGUGUGAAGUCAAGACGGGUUCCAGGUGCUAUGACAGAUGAAGAGCUUUUUGCCGUGGAGGAUGGAGAAAGCAUGAUGAAUGGGGAAAACAAUGAUGAGUAUGAUGAUGUAUUGACUGCAGAGGAAAGAAUGCAAUUAGAUUCUGCACUGCAUAUGGGGAACUCUGAUGGUACUUAUGAGGAUGAGGAACAUGGAGCCUUUGAUGGUCAAGAAAAUGGUUCUGCAGCUUCCCGUGAGAAUUCUGAAGCCAAUGGUGUGGUUAAAGAAAAGAAGAGCUGGUUUGGUUGGAACAAGAAAAGUUUGAAGAGUAGCAGUGAUGAUCCUGAGGAUUCCAAAGCUGUGAAGAAAAAUUCCAGGUUUGGCUCAGAAGGUAGCAAUCAGAGAUCAGCUGAUCAGCCGAAGUUAGCAUCUGACUUUCUGAGGGAGGAUAGUGUAGACUCUAGGAAGGGAAAAGAUAAAAACAUUAAAAAGAAGAAGAAAAAAGGAGCAAACAACAAUGAGUCAAAGAAUGAGAGUGAGUAUAAAAAGGGUUUAAGACCUGUGUUGUGGUUGACGCCAGACUUUCCUCUGAAAACUGAUGAGCUGCUGCCUCUGCUUGACAUCUUAGCAAAUAAGGUUAAGGCUAUUAGAAGACUCAGAGAGCUUUUGACAACAAAGCUUCCUCAUGGAACUUUUCCUGUCAAGGUCGCUAUCCCAAUAGUUCCUACUAUUCGGGUGCUUGUCACUUUUACGAAAUUUGAGGAGCUUCAGCCAGUAGAGGAGUUUUCAACUCCACUUUCCAGCCCAGCUCAUUUCUAUGAUGCCAAAUCCAAGGAAUCAGAGGGUUCUGGUUCAUGGAUUUCAUGGAUGAAAGGAAGUCGUGGGGGGCAGUCCAGUGACUCAGAUAGUCACAGAUAUAAGGAUGAAGUUGAUCCUUUCAGCAUACCUGCGGACUACAAAUGGGUGGAUGCCAAUGAGAAGAAACGCAGAAUGAAGGCGAAGAAAGCCAAAAGCAAGAAACAUAAGAAGCAGACAGCGGCAAAAGGUGGAGAUGGAGUGCAGCAUCAGAGGACCGAGGACGUAGAAGAAGAACAGUAAUAUCGUGGGUUGGUAUCUCUGGGUAAAAUUGGGGCUUUGAUAAUUGUUGCCAGACAGAGUCUUGCUUUGUGCACAGCCACAACUGACAUUACAGUUCUAUGUUGGAGGGUUUGUCCAAGAAUUUACUAGAAAUUUCUCGGGCAACCAAUUGUUAUUAGUUAAGGAAAAGGUGCCUUUAUUUUUUUCCUCGUAUCACGAAGAAAGCUUUGUCUUCUAUAAAUUGCUGUAUUGCCAGUGAAGAGGAAUUGAAGAGCAAGGGUGUUUUGCUCCCUAGAUCUCGCUUGGCUUCAUUCUAGUUGUCCUUAGAUACCACUAUUUGUAUCUACACCUAUGUCGAUGAUUAUCGAUUUUUACAUUUUCGUGAGUGGUAAUCUCCAGUUUUAACUGUUUCAAGA